Messenger RNA from Budorcas taxicolor (takin), 1181 nucleotides. RefSeq names its product SAGA complex associated factor 29 (gene SGF29). Gene Ontology annotation, cellular component: SAGA complex. NCBI's taxonomy places the organism in Eukaryota, Metazoa, Chordata, Mammalia, Artiodactyla, Bovidae. The coding region runs from base 232 to 1113 and encodes 293 amino acids. The record is from RefSeq and is a predicted model, not a curated record. The transcript is spliced from 11 exons.
ACUAAGCUCAUAAGAGGGAAAAAAGCUGUGUGGGUCUCGUCCUGCCGCGAAUCUUCGAACGUAAACGGCGUUGUCAUCUGCAGACUCUGAAGAGCAUUCGAGGGACCGCGCGCCUGCUCCCGCCGUCGCAGUUUCCAGCGCGACGUGCUUGUUCCACCCGUGGCUCUGUAGAACCAGUUGUGCUGGACAGGAAGACUAAAACUUCUGUGGACCCAGGCGCCUCUGUAUACCAUGGCCCUCGUGUCUGCUGAUUCCCGAAUUGCAGAACUGCUCACGGAGCUCCAUCAGCUGAUCAAGCAAACCCAGGAAGAGCGUUCGAGGAGUGAACACAACUUAGUAAACAUCCAGAAGACCCACGAGCGGAUGCAGACCGAGAACAAGAUCUCUCCCUAUUACCGGACAAAGCUGCGUGGCCUCUACACAACUGCCAAAGCUGAUGCGGAGGCUGAGUGCAACAUCCUUCGGAAAGCCCUAGAUAAGAUUGCAGAAAUCAAGUCUCUGUUGGAAGAGAGGCGGAUUGCGGCCAAGAUCGCGGGCCUGUACAAUGACUCUGAGCCUCCUCGGAAGACCAUGCGCAGGGGGGUGCUCAUGACCCUGCUGCAGCAGUCAGCCAUGACCCUCCCCCUGUGGAUCGGGAAGCCUGGUGACAAGCCCCCGCCCCUCUGCGGGGCCAUUCCGGCUUCUGGGGACUACGUGGCCAAACCUGGAGACAAGGUGGCUGCCCGGGUGAAGGCCGUGGACGGGGAUGAGCAGUGGAUCCUGGCCGAGGUGGUCAGUUACAGCCACGCCACCAACAAGUACGAGGUAGACGACAUUGAUGAAGAAGGCAAAGAGAGACAUACCCUGAGCCGCCGGCGGAUCAUCCCACUGCCUCAGUGGAAGGCCAACCCGGAGACGGACCCCGAAGCUUUAUUCCAGAAGGAGCAGCUUGUGCUGGCCCUGUAUCCCCAGACCACCUGCUUCUACCGUGCCCUGAUCCACACACCCCCACAACGGCCCCAGGAUGACUAUUCCGUCCUUUUUGAAGACACCUCCUAUGCAGACGGUUACUCCCCUCCCCUCAAUGUAGCCCAGCGGUACGUGGUGGCUUGUAAGGAGCCCAAGAAAAAGUGAAGUGGCCUAGUAGACUCACAAUCAGCUGACACCCUCAAAGGGGGACACACAAGAUUUUGUGAUCAAAU